This is a messenger RNA of Trypanosoma rangeli, 1410 nucleotides long. Its product is annotated as group II trans-sialidase superfamily. The transcript has a single exon. Bases 1 to 1410 code for a protein of 469 amino acids. Gene Ontology annotation, cellular component: intracellular membrane-bounded organelle; membrane; cytoplasm. Gene Ontology annotation, biological process: ganglioside catabolic process; oligosaccharide catabolic process. Gene Ontology annotation, molecular function: exo-alpha-sialidase activity. Lineage: Eukaryota; Euglenozoa; Kinetoplastea; Trypanosomatida; Trypanosomatidae. The record is from RefSeq and is a predicted model, not a curated record.
AUGCCCAAGGUGUCCUGGCAGAUGAUUUCCUCGGCGGUGCUCUUCCUCCUCCUCUGCGUGCCGUUGAUGUGCAACCGCAGUGAAGUUGUGCAUGCUGAGUCGAGUAAUUCAAAGGGCGUGCAGCUGCCACAGGGGGUCGAAGUUUUGGUGCCGCAGAAGACGCAUGUGGAAGUAAACGGUGAAGCUGAAAGUCAAACGAGGGAUUUUUUCAGCUCACCUUCGCUUGUCCAAGCUGGUGGAGUCUUGGUUGCUUUUGCCGAAGGCCGAACUCAAUAUACUGGCCUCCAUCAUGAACAUGCUUCUUGGCUUACUUAUGCUGAUAUUGUGGCGGGGUACAUUAACGCUGUGGAGCCGUGGUCGUCUUUUGUCGCCGAGGUAAACGCAAACAAAUGGAAGGCACAUACCGUCUUUAUCAGAGGUGCUAAAAAGAGGGGUAAUGUGGGCCGUGCGCUUCUACCUACAGCAGUUGCAAAGGGCAACAAGGUGUUUCUACUUGUGGGAAGCCAUGAGGCUACGUAUAACGCUACCGCAAAGAGCUGGGAUAAAGUGUCCAGGCAGCUUGAUUUGCUCGUGGGUGAGGCCACGCAAGAUAAAGUCAUCCAAUGGGGCAAACCCACCUCGCUAUUACGGAUCACCCAACCUGCUAACCAACGUGGCCUGAAAGACUUUUAUGGUGCUGGUGGCUCAGGCGUUGUGAUGGAGGAUGGCACGCUUGUGUUUCCUCUUUUGGUGAGAAGGAGUAAAAAAGACUUUGUCUCUAUGAUCAUGUACUCAAGGGACGACGGCAAAAAUUGGGUGCUUCCAAAGGGCACGUCCCCUGCAGAUUGCAUCGACCCCCUCAUCGUUGAGUGGGAGCAGGGGCAGCUUGUCAUGGUUGCCAAAUGCAAUUCGCUUUCCAAUGUGUUCGAGUCGAGGGACAUGGGGGAAACGUGGACGGAGGCUGUCAGGAUACUCACACGCGUGCAUCCCAUGUUUUUGCCAAACCCUUCGCGAGCAGCUGAGGGUAUGACAUCCUUCACCACUGCGACCAUUGCUGGAAAGAAGGUCAUGCUGUACACUCAGAAAAGGAUUCCCCCUGCGAAGCGGAACGUCACGUCGCUAUACCUUUGGGUUACUGAUAACAACCGCACGUUUCACCUCGGGCCCAUUUCCAUGGACACUACAGAGAAGCCGAUGUUAGCCAACACCCUGCUGCACUCGACUGAAGGACUGCACCUUCUGCGAGAAAGAGGCAGUAGACCAGCUAGGCGCCUGGUUAUCACUCCCCUAACGGAGGAGCUGAAGACGGUCAGGUCUGUCGUGGAGACGUGGGCAAGACUUGAAGCAAGGAAAGGUGACGGCUGCUUGCGUGAGAGUGUGUCACGGGCGCUCGGGCUGCUGGGGCUAUGCGGGGUUGUGUUUCUGUUGUGA